Molecule: messenger RNA, 1954 nt
Organism: Punica granatum (pomegranate)
Lineage: Eukaryota; Viridiplantae; Streptophyta; Magnoliopsida; Myrtales; Lythraceae
Source: RefSeq, a predicted model, not a curated record
GUUUCUCGGAAGCUGCCGGACAUCGAUUUUGAACAAUAGAGAAGAUAAGGAGCUCGCCUCUUAAUUUCUUCUAGCCAAAUUACCCUGAGAGAGCUCUUAUCUGAGAAUUUUGGGCAGCAUCUAUGUAUGUAUGGCUACUGAGUUUGGAGACUCUGUUUCCAAUAAACGAAGGAGCGACGAUGACUCGGGGUCUGAUUCUCACGAGGGAUGGACGUACGACGUCUUCCUGAGCUUCCGAGGUGAAGACACACGCCGGUCCUUCACCAGCCACCUCUUCCAUCGGUUGGCGGAGCAAGGAGUCAAUGCGUUCAUGGAUAACAGUCUUCCGAAAGGCGAAGACAUAUCAUCACAGCUCAUAGACGCAAUCAGGAGCUCCCGGAUCUCGGUGGUGGUCCUCUCGAGAAACUAUGCCAACUCAAGUUGGUGUCUCCAGGAACUCUCUGAGAUCAUGGAGUGCAGGAAUAAGUCCCCUGGGCAGAUGGUCCUGCCUGUGUUUUACGAUGUCUUUCCUUCGGAUGUUCGGAAGCUGACCGGUUGCUUUGGAGAAGCAGUUACUAAGCAUGAAGAGGACAAAGAUAAGGAGACCGUUGCUCGGUGGAGGGCUGCUCUCACUGAAGUUGGAAGUCUAUCCGGCUGGGAUCUGACAGACUACGCCAGCGGUUUUGAAGGUUGCAACAAACGGCUGUCAGCCAAGUUGAAUGAGCUUAUUCUAAAGUCCUGGCGGGGGAGAGAGCUAUUUGUAUCCGGGAGCAACAUUCCCGAGUGGUUUGAGUAUCAGAGCAUUGGCCCCAAAAUAUUUUUUCAGUUGCCUGAAUGUCAUUGUUGUAAGCUGAACAGAAUCUUUGUCUCAUACAUUAUAUAUAACCACCAUGAUACCGAGUCAAUAUUUGGAGAUUCGAUACUGUUCAACAUAACAAGGGGAAAAAGCAAAUGUUCGUGCUUAGGUUAUUUACGCCCAUUUGCAAAUUGUAUCAGCAUAUUUUCCAUUGCACCCGAGGAAAUCAUGGAAGUCUAUAAGGGAAUUGAGGUGGUGUUGGAUGUAGAGGCUCAUCCUCAUCUAAUGACCAGGGCAAUCGGGAUUCACUUGGAAGUAGAGAAGUGCCCAAGUUGUAGCGGUAUCUAUAUUGAUGAUGUUGAAGCGGGUCCAAGUCAUGGUGACUCUCAUGACGAGUACCCACAAGAGACUGAGAACGAGCCCACCACAGAGAUAACUGCUAGAGAGGAAUGGCUGUUAAGAUAUUUCCCUGAUUGAGUGACGGCCUGUCCAAUCCUUGUGCCCAAUUAAAGAGAUGGAGCAUUGGGCAGAGCGUCAUUUGAACCAUCGAUUGCAUGUAAGUAUGGAAGCAGCGAGGAGACCAGGAUAAAGAGAGCAACAAGCCAGAAAGAAACAACUUCUAGGGCUGUUAAGACAUUUUAAUUGCAGACCAAGUCGGUGAUGGUUCAGUUGGGUUUAUAGAUCAUCAGGUCUACAGCCUCUAGGGCUGUUAAGAUAUUUUAUUCCAUAUUGAGUGGUAACUCGAAUAACUUCUCAGUUGUGAACUGAAAUUUUUGAUGCAUUUGGUUCUUAGUUGGUAAUUCAUAUGAUGUUAUACUGCUGCGGUUUGCCAAAACACAGAAGACAUCAACUAGAAGAUGGUGCAAUGAUGAUCACUUGCAGAUUGGUUGUUGUCUUAUUUAGUGGUGCUAAGUUCAUAUCCUCGUAACUCGGUCAUGUUGUUGCCUGCAUAUUCCUUGCAUUGGGAUGGCUUAAAUUCGCUAUCUUUUUCUGUGAUAAGCACAAAAAGGUCUUUUUAGGAGUCGAUGGUCUUGUUCUCCAUACCUAUGCUGCGACUGAGAAGGCCAUGUUUUCUACGAAUAAGGAAAUAGUGUCAGUUGGAAAUAGUGUCAUUUAUGUACGUUUUGCCUUGUGAUUCUCCGCAUUCCAUUCUUUCCAACAGAGAAGCACAUUCCUGCC